AUUGUGAAAGACUGGAACCGGGACACUUCCGGUGGGGAAGGUCGGCUCUGGGCUGAGUUUUGAAGCUUCGUAACAACAAACUGAAGAAAAGCAAGAAGAGAGCGGCACAAACUCCACAUAAACGAAUCGGUUUGAGGGUGCCGACUGCUCACAUCCAUCAACAUGGGGGAACUCUUCAGAAGCGAAGAGAUGACGCUGGCUCAGCUCUUCCUCCAGUCCGAAGCUGCCUACUGUUGUGUCAGCGAGCUGGGGGAGAUCGGGAUGGUGCAGUUUCGUGACCUGAAUCCCGACGUUAAUGUCUUCCAGCGAAAAUUCGUCAAUGAAGUGCGACGAUGUGAAGAGAUGGAUCGUAAACUGAGGUUUGUGGAAAAAGAGAUAAAGAAGGCCAACAUCCAGAUCAUCGACACAGGAGAGAACCCGGAGGUUCCCUUUCCCAGGGACAUGAUUGACAUGGAGGCCACUUUUGAGAAGCUGGAGAACGAGCUGAAGGAAAUCAACACGAACCAGGAGGCCCUGAAGAAGAACUUCCUGGAGCUGACUGAGCUCAAGCACAUCCUGCGGCGCACGCAGCAGUUUUUUGAUGAGAUGGAGGAUCCCAGUUUACUGGAGGAGUCGUCCAUGCCCCUGGACCCCAACGAGCCCACCAGAGUGGCUCCACUCAGGCUGGGGUUUGUGGCGGGGGUCAUUGGGAGGGAGCGCAUUCCCACGUUUGAGAGGAUGCUGUGGAGAGUCUGCCGAGGAAACGUGUUCCUCCGACAGGCAGACAUCGAGGAUCCUCUGGAGGACCCGGCCACUGGCGACCAGGUCCACAAGUCCGUCUUCAUCAUAUUUUUCCAGGGAGACCAGCUGAAGAAUCGAGUGAAGAAGAUCUGUGAGGGAUUCAGAGCUACUUUGUACCCAUGUCCCGAAACCCCCCAGGAGAGGAAGGAGAUGCUGGCUGGAGUGAACACUCGCAUCGACGACCUGCAGAUGGUGCUGAACCAGACGGAGGAUCACAGGCAGCGGGUCCUGCAGGCUGCCGCUAAGACCGUCAGAGUUUGGUUCAUCAAGGUGAGGAAGAUGAAGGCCAUCUACCACACGCUCAACCUCUGCAACAUCGACGUCACCCAGAAGUGUCUGAUCGCCGAGGUGUGGUGUCCCGUCUCCGACCUGGACGCCAUCCAGUUCGCCCUGCGCCGGGGGACGGAGAAGAGCGGCUCCACCGUGCCUUCCAUUCUGAACAGGAUGCAGACCAAACAGACCCCGCCCACCUACAACAAGACCAACAAGUUCACCUCGGGCUUCCAGAACAUCGUGGACGCUUAUGGAAUCGGCAACUACCGCGAGAUUAACCCAGCUCCAUACACCAUCAUCACCUUCCCCUUCCUGUUCGCCGUCAUGUUUGGCGACCUGGGCCACGGGACGCUCAUGACGUGCGCCGCUCUGUACCUGGUGCUGAGGGAGAGCAGGCUGAUGGCCCAGAGGAGCGACAACGAGCUGUUCAACAUGGUGUUCGCCGGCCGGUACAUCAUCCUCCUGAUGGGAAUCUUCUCCAUGUACACGGGCAUCAUUUACAACGACUGCUUCUCCAAGUCGCUCAACGCGUUCGGCUCCGGGUGGAGCGUCAGGCCCAUGUUCAUGCCCCAGCGGGGCGGCAACUGGACGCCUGACACUCUCACUGGAAACCGGAUUUUGCAGUUGGACCCGGUAGUGGAGGGAGUCUUCAAAGGGCCGUACCCCAUCGGCAUCGACCCCAUUUGGAACAUUGCUCUCAAUAAGCUGACAUUCCUGAACUCCUUCAAGAUGAAGAUGUCUGUGAUCCUGGGAGUCAUCCACAUGCUGUUCGGAGUCACUCUUAGUCUCUUCAAUCAUUUGUAUUUCCAGAAGCCGAUCAAUAUUUACCUGGGCUUCAUCCCAGAGAUCGUCUUCAUGUCCAGCCUGUUCGGCUACCUCGCCAUCCUCAUCUUCUAUAAAUGGCUGGCCUACGACGCUCAGACGUCCCGGGAGGCUCCCAGCCUCCUCAUCGCCUUCAUCAACAUGUUCCUCUUCAGCUACAGCGACCCCACUAACAAGCCCCUGUACAGAGGGCAGAUGGGCCUGCAAACCUUCCUGGUCCUGAUCGCCCUGGCCUGCGUUCCCUGUAUGCUCAUAGUGAAAACUCUGAUUCUCAGGAGGCAGUAUUUGUGGCGGAAACAUUUGGGCACGCAGAACUUCGGCGGGAUCCGGGUGGGGAACGGGCCCACCGAGGACGAGGCGGAGAUCAUCCAGCACGACCAGCUGGCCCAGCAGAGCGACGACGAGCCCGAGCGUUCCCUUUUGUCACCUGCUUUCAAGGCCUGUGAAGAGGAAGAGUUUAACUUUGCGGACGUGGCGGUCCACCAGGCCAUUCACACCAUCGAGUACUGCCUUGGCUGCAUCUCCAACACCGCCUCCUACCUGCGGCUGUGGGCGCUCAGCCUGGCUCACGCCCAGCUGUCCGAGGUGCUGUGGACCAUGGUGAUGCACAUCGGCUUCUCCAGCCGCGGCCUGGCGGGGUUCUUCCUCCUCUCCAUCUUCUUCGCGGCGUUUGCCGUCCUCACAGUCGCCAUUCUUCUCAUCAUGGAGGGCCUGUCGGCGUUCCUGCACGCCCUGCGCCUGCACUGGGUGGAGUUUCAAAACAAGUUCUACUCGGGCCAGGGCUUCAAGUUCCUCCCCUUCACCUUCGAGAGCAUCCUGGAGGGCCGAUCGGAGGAGUGAGAGCCGCGCUCCCUCUCUCUCUCUCUCUCUCUCUGCUGUGGUGUUGAUUUCUCCCUGGUCUUUAUAGAACUGAGCGAACUCCUAGUCUCACUUUUCACUCACAACUCAUUCCUACACUUUACCUUUCGUGUCUUUGUCUCUGUGAAGUCUUUAUUUUAUCUGUGUUUUUUAUUUAGUUUGAUAUUAUUUAUACAGGUUUUUCCUUCAUGAAGUGUGUGUUUGUCGUUCUGGGGGAGCGUUGCACUGUGAAUCAACGGAAGCAGAUUUUUUUUCCCGUGUAGCGAGAGGCAGACGUUCUAUUUACUACACCUCGUGAAUGAAGCAGCUCAUCUAUUCAUUAAAAAAAAAAAACACACACUCACUCACGCAAUCCCUCUUUUACACAAGCCCGAUCUGAAACAGU
Salarias fasciatus (jewelled blenny) is the source of this 3118-nucleotide messenger RNA. RefSeq names its product ATPase H+ transporting V0 subunit a1a (gene atp6v0a1a). Gene Ontology annotation, biological process: vacuolar acidification; proton transmembrane transport. The record is from RefSeq and is a predicted model, not a curated record. Gene Ontology annotation, cellular component: vacuolar proton-transporting V-type ATPase, V0 domain; plasma membrane; vacuolar proton-transporting V-type ATPase complex. NCBI's taxonomy places the organism in Eukaryota, Metazoa, Chordata, Actinopteri, Blenniiformes, Blenniidae. Gene Ontology annotation, molecular function: ATPase binding; proton-transporting ATPase activity, rotational mechanism. The coding region runs from base 163 to 2715 and encodes 850 amino acids. The transcript is spliced from 22 exons.